AUGGCGGCGGCGGCGCUGCGGCGGCAGCAGCGGGCGGCGGGCUGUGGGGGCGAGCUCACGGCCCGUGUCUGUCUGUCUGUCGACAGCACUUUCGACGUGGCGGUGGUGGGCGCGGGAAUCGUGGGGCUGGCCUCGGCCCGGGAGCUCGUCCGGCGGCACCCCUCGCUCGCCUUGGCCGUGCUGGAGAAGGAGCAGGAGCUAGCUCAUCACCAGAGUGGACGUAACAGCGGCGUGAUUCACAGUGGGAUUUACUACCAGCCUGGAUCUCUGAAAGCCAAGCUGUGUGUGCAGGGGGCAGCCCUCUGCUACCAGUACUGUGACCAGAAGGGAAUACCCUAUAAACAGUGCGGGAAGCUAAUUGUAGCCGUUGAACAAGAUGAAAUUCCAAGACUCAAAGCUCUGUAUGAACGGGGGCUGCAGAACAACGUCCCAGGUCUGAGGCUGAUUGGACCGAAGGAAAUACAAGCCAAAGAACCCUUCUGCAGGGGUCUGAUGGCCCUUGAUUCUCCUUAUACUGGCAUCGUGAAUUACAAACAAGUGGCCCAGUCCUACGCUGAAGACUUCCAGGAAGCAGGUGGCACAAUCUUGACUGAUUUUGAAGUUACAAACAUGGAGAUGGCUAAAGAAAGCUCUUCAGAAAGUGACGACGGGCUGAAAUACCCAGUCGUUGUUAGGAACUCAAAGGGUGAGGAAAUCUACUGUCGGCACAUUGUGACCUGUGCAGGACUUUACUCAGACCGGCUCUCGGAGAUCAGCGGCUGCAGCCCCGAACCUCGGAUCGUGCCCUUCCGUGGGGAUUAUUUGGUGCUAAAACCAGAAAAGUGCUAUAUGGUUAAAGGAAAUAUUUAUCCGGUUCCCAAUCCUCGGUUCCCAUUUCUGGGCUUUCAUUUCACGCCAAGGAUGGACGGCAGCAUUUGGCUGGGUCCCAACGCGGUCCUGGCCUUCAAGAGAGAGGGCUACAGCUUGUUUGACUUCAGUGCUGGAGAGUUUCUAGAUGCUGUAAUGUACAGUGGGUUAUGGAAGCUUGUGCUGAGCAACCUCUCUUAUGGCCUGAGUGAGAUGUACAGAGCCUGUUCUCUUAGCGCGCAGGUGAAGCAGCUUCAGAAGUUCAUCCCUGAGGUCACUGUCAAUGAUGUGCUCAGGGGUCCGUCCGGAGUGAGAGCUCAAGCACUGGACACUGAUGGAAAUUUGGUAGAUGACUUUGUAUUCGAUGGAGGCAGCGGAGAUAUCGGAAGCAGAGUUCUUCACGUCAGGAACGCCCCGUCUCCUGCUGCCACCUCCUCCCUUGCCAUCGCAAAAAUGAUUGCAGAUGAAGUGAAGAGAAGAUUUGAACUGUGAAUGACUGACAGGUGUAGUGAGAUUUAUCCCUCUUGUAUGUGUAGCAGCUUGUCUGCACUGAAGGAACUCUGCAGCCUUUAAUGACAAAGAUAAAAUGUGCUGCUUGCAAGACCAGCGCCGGUGUAGCUGUCCCGUGCCAAACCAGCCUUUGAAAUGUUUGCCUUUGCCAGCCCACGAUCGUCUCAGCUUGGGGAAUAAAGGAGUUACGGUACCAGCAUCUGUGAGAAAGAAGCAAACAGCCCCGUUGGCAGUGAAGGUUUGUCGACCUUGAGCAGGAACAACCUGCGUUGGACAGAAGGGCUGGUUCCAGGCACGACGCCUGGGUCUCUCCAAACCGUAGCGGGCGGUUGGGUGGAGCAGGAAGAGCCUCUGUGGUGGGGUUGCCCACACGGACUUCCCAUGUCUCUGCUCAAAACAUUGUCUCCUCCUCGCGCUCUGGGGAGGCGGUCGAUCCUCUGAAAAACCACAAGCUUGGGGUGGUUCUCUGUGGGCUUUCUCUCUGGCUCCGGUUAAUGUAAGCUACAGGAGCCUGCAGUCCUGUAGCUUACAUUAAAGUAAUGGAGAUGGAAGGAUAAGCCCUGAUUAAGGGUUCUGCUGAUACGGAAUUAAGGGCUUUAUCAGAGGCUGAAAACAAUAUUCAGAGCCUUCUACGUGAAUGUAGAGUAUUUCAGAGAAAAAUGAGCCUAACAAGGGAUUACCAAACCCAAGUCAAUUUAGAUACAUAAUUCAGAUACGCUGUCUAUCUGAUCGCAGUCUUUAUUUUUUUAUAGAGCUGAAAUUAAAAUGUAUACAUAAACAGUCAUUUUUCAUUUAACUUAAAUCUGGGGACUUGGCACCCAUCAGAAACUACUUCAGUCAUUUUGGGUUAUUUUUUUUCCUUUGAAUACUGGUAAUGCAAAAGGAGCUUAUCUUUGUACAGCGUGUUGAGCAACCCAGUGGAAAUGGUCUUUGUAAAAGCAAAUGUGAAGGGAGGGAAGCUACAGAAACCUGUCUUUAUUGAGUCAUGUUGCACAGCGCUUCCUUUGGAGCCCAAACAGCAGUGAGUCAGGAAAGCUGCCCCAUUUCCCCCAUGGCUGGCAAAAGGGAAGCUCAAAAAGGGCUGGUUACUCUUCUGAGCCCUUCUUGAUAUUUGAAGUUGUAUCAAAGGUACACCUGGACGAGGGUCCGGGUGGAGAACGGGCUUUAAACUCGAGAGAGGUGUUAAACAAGUUUGGUACCGAGCUAACCGAGCAGCUUGGUGUGUUCUGCAUAAUUGCUACAAAAAAGAAUUAUGUGGCCCCAGGGACAAAGUACUUGAGAAUACUUUUAAAGCAGAUGUUCACAGGAUGUUGGGUAACACAGAUAAUUGUGGGUAGUUUGCUACCAGGCAGCUUGCCAUGCUCUUAAGUUACUUUCUGUACUCCUCUGACAUGCACAAGGGGAGUGUGUCAGCACAGAUCAGGUGUGCUCCCUGAUGUUUUUACUGUACAGACCUGAGCCACUUUUGAAGAGAGAAAGGGCUUAACCUUUUUUUUUUUCUUUCCUUUUUUAUUUUGUUUUUUCCCUGGUGGCAUCUACCAGAAGAGUGACUCCCGUAUAAGGGCAACCUGGAAAUUCAAGUAGUAAGCCCUUCAAAGAAAAGCUUUGGUUGUUAUUCUUAGCCACAGUGACACGAGAUGGAGAUUCAUAUAUUCCAAACACUAAAAUGCCACAUGGCUGUGUAAAAGUUAUACCUUCACAAUGGAACAAUCGUAUCUUCGCUCCCCGCCAGAAGUGUUGCCUAUCAACAGUAAAUACUACAAAAGGAUUGCAAAAGCAACUUCCUCCCACACGAGGUGUGGCCCUAACAUGUAUUAACAGAAUAAAGAACAUUAAAAUGCAAAGCAGUCAUAUACUAUGGGGAAUCUCAAGUCAGCACAUUUAACUCUGCAGCCUGCUGUGCUUUUUACUCUCAGGAGGUGAUUAUUCUGGGGAAGAGUUUAACUGAAGCUUUUAAAUUAUGAAUCUUCAUGUAGCAUUCUGUGAAAGAUUUAUAUUUUUAGAGAUAAAAGUUACAAACCUUUUUUAAAGCAGUAACUUCAGAGAGUUACGACAAUGGGGUUUCAUACCUAAAUCUUGUGAAGUGCGAAAAUGUAUGAAUAUAUUUUCUAAAAGAGAUUUCUAGAAGUGAAAGCCCUUCACUUGGAUGGCUUAAUAACUGUGCCUUUCUCUACUAUGAUUAAAAUAGCGUGGUGGGUUUUUCUAAUUGCUGUAAGGUCUGUGUAUUUCUCCUGACUUACGGAAAAGUUUCACUGCUAUUUGCUAAUUCUCAUCCGAAUUAGGCAGGAUAUAGCUCUGUAUAAUAGGAAUUACUUUAUUUUGGGGGAGGGGGAAACACACAUGACCAAACUUGUCUUCCUAUCGUACCUGUAUCUUGUCUCUCCUUAUCACACUUCGUGGCUUUUUCUCACACAGGUAUGUCUGCAGCGGACAGAACUAGUCUUAAGCCUGAUCUGGACCUGUAAUGGCAUGUGGAGUGGCAAUUCUUGAAAUUCUGAAUAAAUGCAUUAGGACAGCUUUGGACAAAC
Calidris pugnax (ruff) is the source of this 3884-nucleotide messenger RNA. It is a transcript of the gene L2HGDH, whose product is annotated as L-2-hydroxyglutarate dehydrogenase. The transcript is spliced from 10 exons. Bases 1 to 1338 code for a protein of 445 amino acids. Lineage: Eukaryota; Metazoa; Chordata; Aves; Charadriiformes; Scolopacidae. Gene Ontology annotation, molecular function: (S)-2-hydroxyglutarate dehydrogenase activity; (S)-2-hydroxy-acid oxidase activity. The record is from RefSeq and is a predicted model, not a curated record.